GUUUCCUGUGUCACCCGCUAUGUUUACGGCAAGAGCUGGUCAUCUUCCUGUGCGGUGGUCACCCUCUAAACUCUGCAAACUGAAACUGGAACCAUGGUUACCACAUCCUGUUCAUUUUCCAAUUUAGCUCAACCCCUGUGUCCUGCCCCAUAGAAGUGGCACCAUGGCCCCCAAACUCAUCACCCUCCUGUGUCUGGGAUUCUGUCUGAACCAGAAGAUCUGCACACAUGUGGGUGCUCAGGACGAACUCUCCCUGUCAGCCUGGCCGAGCCCUCUGGUUCCCCUAGGAGGACGUGUGACUCUCUCCUGUCAUUCCCGUCUUCAGUUUGUCAUGUUCACAAUAUUCCAAACAAGUGGGAGCCAAAUCCGUGAGUCGUACACUGGCCUUUCCAACCACGUCACCAUCAACGCUGUGACCCCAGGACACGCAGGGACCUACAAGUGUGCUGGAAUUUACAAGCACACCUCAAAGCAGUCAGCUGGGAGCAAAUCUCUGAACAUCAUCGUCACAGGCUUGUUCACAAAACCCUCCAUCUCAGCGCACCCAAGCUCCCUGGUGCAUGCAGGAGCCAGGGUGAGACUGUGCUGUCACUCAGAACUGGCAUUUGAUGAAUUUAUCUUAUACAAAGAGGGGAACACACAGCAUUCCCAGCAGUAUGGUAAGAUGAUCCAGGCUGGGCACCACUUCUCCAAGGCUGUCUUCUCCAUGGGUCCUAUAACGCCUGCCCACGCAGGAGCCUACAGAUGCUGUGGUUCUUUCAAUCACUCCUGCUACAUGUGGUCGGCUCCCAGUGACCCCCUGGACAUUGUGAUCACGGGAAAAUACAAAAAGCCCUCUCUCAUCACCCGAGAGAACGCCGUGGUGGGUCCAGGAGAUAUAGUGACCUUGUUCUGCAGCUCAAGGAUCCCAUUUGACAAGUAUCAUCUAUCCAGGAAGCAGGAGGCCCAUGGUCACUGGCUCAGUGGAGGGCAGAGCCACAAUGGAAUAUUCCAGGUCGACCUUCCUCUGUGCUUUGUGUCCCCAACCUCUGUUGGGAGCUACAGAUGCUACGAUGCUUUCAAUGAGUCUCCCUAUGAAUGGUCAGCCCCCAGUGACCCACUGCACGUUCCUGUCACAGGAAUCUCUGAGAGUGCUUGCCCGACACCCAUGGAAUCAAGCCCUGAAACUGGCUCACACCCCCAGGAUUACACAGCAGGGAAUCUUAUCAGGAUGGGUGUGGCCGUCUUGGUCCUGGUGGUCAUUGGAGUCCUGCUACUGGAGUCUUGCAUCGUCAGAAAAAAAAAACCCAAACGCAAGAAGAAGAAGAACACAAAAGAAAACCAUUCACCAUUUAGAACAAUAGAGGCUUGGAAUCCAAUCUCCUAAUCCCAGAGGCUUUGGAAGGAAAUUGUCAGAAAUUGUCAUCGUAUGCUGGGUGAACUGUUUGCUGAGAAUAUGGAGUGAAAGAAAUGGCCUCAGGUUUGAGAUCUCUAGUUCGAAACUCUUCCUCAAUUCAAUUCUGAUGUCUUCCCUUCCCACUGUCACUGACUUUCCUUGACUUCCCUCUCCGAUUUGCUUACCUUAUAAAAUGAAGGUACGUCACUUGCGGCAGGUGUGGACCCACACAGAUAUAAACUCCAUGCCCUGGUCUUCUUGUAAUGCACUUUUAUUAUUAUUAUUAUUUUUAUUUUUAGAUAGAGUCUCCCUCUGUCCCCCAGGCAGGACUGCAGUGGCGUGGUCUCGGCUCACUGCAACCUCCGCCUCCCGGGUUCAAGCGAUUCUCCU
This is a messenger RNA of Piliocolobus tephrosceles (Ugandan red Colobus), 1765 nucleotides long. RefSeq names its product putative killer cell immunoglobulin-like receptor-like protein KIR3DX1. The transcript is spliced from 7 exons. Lineage: Eukaryota; Metazoa; Chordata; Mammalia; Primates; Cercopithecidae. Gene Ontology annotation, biological process: immune response-regulating signaling pathway. Bases 164 to 1366 code for a protein of 400 amino acids. Gene Ontology annotation, cellular component: plasma membrane. The record is from RefSeq and is a predicted model, not a curated record.